GUUUUGCUUGGACUCUAUCUUCCAAGUACCAACUUCACCACCACCCUCCUUUUGGGGUCACGUUCGACCCUUCUUCUUCCUCCGCCGCAGGCCCAAACGACGGCGAAGAGACGCUAUGGAAAGGCUUCUGUAUUCUCCUUCUCCGACCUCCCUCAAGAUUAACCUCAAUUCAUCUCUUACUCUUCUCUGGUCUGGUCGCAUUGACUCUCUGAAGCUCAAUUUUCCCCUCCCGACGCUCCAUGGACUCAAGCCGCUCGGUUUGACCUUCUGUAAGAACGAGAAGCCUUCUAUGUCUUCGUUUUGUUGCCUUUCUUCCUCGAAUUGGUUGAGCGAUUCGAUUUUCCCGUCCGAUUCUCUUGCCGGCUCGCCUAAGCCUGAUUUCCUGGAACAUUUCGCAGGAAAGGAGAAGGUGAAAAGGUCACUCUGUGUUCUUUCUGCUCUUGUUCUGAUCCUGAUCCAACCAGGCCUUGCGCCAGCAGCUUUUGCAUCCUUUCAAAAUGCAGCAGCUAAAACUGGAGGUCCUGCAGCUGCUGUCGUUGGGCGACGACUGAUCCAGAGUGAACUAUUAAGUAGUGCUUGGACAGGGUUUUUUGCUGGUUGCUUACAUACACUAUCAGGACCAGAUCACCUUGCUGCUCUUGCACCACUUUCAAUUGGCUGCAAUCGCAUGGAAAGUGCUGCAGUUGGGGCACUUUGGGGGUGUGGCCAUGAUGCAGGUCAGGUCAUUUUUGGCUUACUAUUUCUACUUUUAAAAGAUAAGCUUCACAUUGAAAUUCUCAGAACUUGGGGCACAAUAGUAGUAGGUAUGACUUUAUUUAUAAUAGGUGUUAUGGGUAUUAGGGAAGUUUCAGAAGUCCGUACACCAUGUGUGGCUCUAGAAAAUGGUGAGUGUGAUGUCGGCAUCUAUGAAACACUAGAGAAACCAAUGGUUGUGGGAAAGAAAAAGAAGAAAAAGAUUGGUUUUGCUACUUUUGCCACUGGAGUUGUCCAUGGUCUGCAACCUGAUGCACUUAUGAUAGUCUUGCCUGCCCUUGCCUUGCCUUCCCGUGUAGCCGGCGCUGCCUUUCUUCUUAUGUUUUUAGUUGGAACAGUUCUUUCAAUGGGAAGCUAUACUGCUUUCAUAGGCUCGUUUAGCGAGGCGUUGAAGGACAGAGUGCCUAGAAUAACUGAAAGACUGACCUGGGCUGCUUCUUUUGUAGCCAUUGCUCUUGGCCUUGCCAUUAUCAUCACCCACUUUCUUGGUUUUAGCCUCUACUGAUCGGCUUUACCCACCACCACACGCUAUUAUCCUUUCCCCUAGUCCCUUUCAGCGCCAGAUAUAAAGUUAUUAGUAUUGAGGAGUAGCAAAAAUUCUCUCUCAAGAUUUUAUCUUUACUGCCCCCUUUGGAUCUUGUUUGUAGUACGGAUCUCAUAUUGUUUAAAAAGGUUGCCAUGAUCUUCUUCCUGUGGCCAUAAUCCAAAUCCAAACCCAAAUCCCCCAUUCAAGAACAGUUAAAGAUUGACAUAGUUCUGUGCAUAAUGGCUAAAAGACUUGACUGAAAUCUGUGAGAUGGGUUCAUUUUUUGUUAGAUAUUCUGCCUGUGGCCAUAAUCCAAAUCCCCCAUUCAAGAACAGUUAAAGAUUGACAAGGUUCUGUGCAAAAUGGCUAAAGACUUGAUUGAAAUCUGUGAGAUGGGUUUUUUUUUUUUUUUUUUUUUGUUAGAUUGAGAAAGUAGCACUAUUUUCUGUAUAGGUUCAUGUAAUGGACAGGUGUACUUUGUAUUCUUUUACAAAAAAUGUUUUUCAAACUACUACCAUUCUUCUUCCCCAAGCCUCUCAUUGUUUAUUUCUUUUUGUUGAAAUGAUGAGUGAUCUGAUCUUAUCUUGAACAAUGUGUUUAUGUAUUUGUGAUGUGAUGUGACUUAGAUUGACUAAUGAAAGUAGUUUGGACUGGGGAAAGACGACUUUGAAUUUUCCCAAGCACAUUAAUGGAUGAA
Molecule: messenger RNA, 1976 nt
Organism: Cucurbita maxima (winter squash)
Lineage: Eukaryota; Viridiplantae; Streptophyta; Magnoliopsida; Cucurbitales; Cucurbitaceae
Exons: 2
Coding region: 116-1258 (380 amino acids)
Source: RefSeq, a predicted model, not a curated record